Eublepharis macularius is the source of this 6840-nucleotide messenger RNA. It is a transcript of the gene C6H10orf71, whose product is annotated as chromosome 6 C10orf71 homolog. Bases 559 to 4938 code for a protein of 1459 amino acids. The transcript is spliced from 3 exons. The record is from RefSeq and is a predicted model, not a curated record. Gene Ontology annotation, cellular component: Z disc. NCBI's taxonomy places the organism in Eukaryota, Metazoa, Chordata, Lepidosauria, Squamata, Eublepharidae. Gene Ontology annotation, biological process: positive regulation of calcineurin-NFAT signaling cascade.
UUCAGGCUUCAUUUGUUCUGGAACCCGGUUAUUUGUCUUUUUGGCCAUCUGUGGAAUCUGCAAAACUCUCCUCCAGCACCACAUUUCAAAUGAAUCAAUUUUCCUCUUAGUCUUGCACAUAGUCUUCUAGAAAACUCUGGAAAUCUUCUCCGUGGCUGACCAGCGAGUGCACAGUUGUGACGUGUGCCUGCACAGAAAACUGCUCGAUGAACAACUGUUACAGUUGCAGGGCCAUUGGGUUUGAUGAACAUACCAUGUCUGCUGAAAACAUUUCAUAGGCAUACUUUCCAUUUGUCAUUAAAGACGGGCCAAAAGGAGUCCAAAAAUAGAAAUGAGAAGACUGGUGUGGGGCACUGUGGAGCACCUGCUAACAUACCAGAGCAGAAGCCCAGUCUUAUGCCUGCAUAUGAUAAACGAAUAUAAAGCUGCACAUUCUGGAGGAAAACAUUCGCCCAGAGACUUUGAAAAUGACUGAGAAUCUGUAGCCCAGAGAAUCACCCACUUAUCUUACGUACGGAAUCACAGUUUUGAUCAUUUUAUUCAUGACUCACAUGGACAAUGCAGGGGAAUAAGAAACACACCGAUGGACAAAGUGACUCCUCCAGUGUCGGAAGCCUGAUGGAUGAAACAGACCGAGAGGUCUCCAGCCUCACAGACCGGGCCUUCAAAAGUCUUUGCGUGGAUGAUCUGGAAACAUCUUACACAGAAACAGAUCCAGUUGUUUCGCCCCGCAUCCAGCAUCCAUUCUCUAGCAAAUUCUUCCAAGGCCCCCGGAACCAUGCCAUCAAGAAAAACUUUGUCUCUAACAAGCUGUUGCCAAAAGCCGAAGAGCAUUCAACAUUCCAGCAGUUAUCAAAGGACACUCAAGAAGAGAAAAAGAGCAUCUCAAACGUCAGGAGGAAGCUGGGCUUGCCAGUGCCCAAUUUGCGCAAUUAUAAACAUACCUCAAAAGUGUCCUCUUUGAUAAAGACCUUUGAUAAGGUUGAGAACCCAGAGCCACCAGCAAUAGCCAAGCAGCCAGUUCAAAACCAUGUGCCAAAAUGUCCAUUAAUUUGUGGAGCCAACGUGGCCCUCUGGGGGGGCAAAACAAUUUUGAACAUCCCAAGAGAACUCUCUGAAUUUUCGGGGGCAUGCCAAAACGUGGGAGAUGCAAGUGGCAAGCUUGAGAUGCUCAAAAGACACCGCCCCAUGGAUCUGCUCUGUCAAGGCCCACCUCAUUUUUAUUCUGUUUGGGCAGGCACUUCCAGUAUACCCCAGUCCAGUCUCUUCACUGUUUCUAAAAAGACAGUGAAAAAAAUAGGGAAGGCAAAAGAUCUGGCUGGACAGGGCAAUUUUCUCCACAGCGAGAACAGUGCUUUUGAGUCCUGGAAAGCACAUCAUAAAAAGCUGGCUGGGACAAGAAGAUCAACUGAAUGGACACCUACAGAGGAGAACCUUGCAUACUUAGAAGAAACACCUUGCUUUGAGGAGUCCUAUAUGCCUGACCAUAACCCAUCUCCCCUACAGACCGCUGCUUCUGUAGUUCUAGAGCAUGAUUUCUCAUCAGAUGCAUUGCCACAAAACCCUCUAUCCCAAAUCUCUCUCUCUCCUGUCUCUUUCUGCCAGAGCCCUUCUCUCCCACUUUCUAUAGUCAGAGACUCUCCUGCAGAACCGCCUUCUUCUAGUCUAGCAACAUCUGUGCACGGGAUCCCUACACCACCAUCCCUCCCAUCCAAAGCCCCUUUCCCAAGAGUGCUGAGCCCCCAAGUUGUUGCUUCUCCAGUACCAGUCUCCAAGCCUCCCAUUCCACCGCCCUACAUGCCACAGAACCCUCUUCCGUCGGAAGCCAGUUCCCAAAGCACUGACACUCAAGAAUUUCUGCCGCAUGUCACUUUACUUCCAGAGAAGAUACACAGUUUGGAACACGAGCCAGAACUGGAAAAGUUUUGCCCACCCUGGAGGAGACAGAGGACGGCCCUCGGGGGAAUGGACGUGGCAAGUGAAGCGCUUGAACGGAAAGAUUCCUCACAAGGGAACCCAUCAGCUGACACGGCUGCUACUGAGUCCCACAUUGCCUCCAACCCGUCUUUCAACAUCACACAACUUUUAACACCACGCAUACCACCCAAUCAAGAGAAAGAGCCCUCCGAAAGUCAGAUUUUGAUGAUAACACCUCCCCUGUCUGAGGAUGAAGUAGCCAAAGAAUUGGAGGAGAGAACAUUUCAUUGUUCUCAAAAUAAUUAUAAGUCUAAAGCACCAAGUUUGUUAUUCAACCUGAAGGAUAUCCGAAAACGGGUCAAAAGCACUUAUAGUCCUUCUCCUCUCCUAAAAGCCUUUGAAGAGAAAAAGAAGAUCAAAGAACAAGACAGCCUAAAAGCAAGUGUGACAAGUUUGCUGGAGGGAAGCAGUUCAAAAUCAGUAGGAAACGAUGAAGCAGGCCAGAAGCCUUCUGGGAGAAUGGGCAGCACCCAGGAAAAGGCAAGAAUCACCAACUUAGAGGAGCAUCUGAAGGACAAUUACCAGACUUUGAGUUCAUCGCAGUCAAAGGCCGACAGGGUGGGCUUGCAAAACAGGAAUAGUUUACAGCAAGAGAAUUCAGCAGAUGUCGAGGGAGGUGAGGCGAUCUCUGUCACCGAGCAUCCAAACAAACACAGCCCAAAUCAGCCUUCUCCUUCAUCCAGAUCUGAGCAAGACACAUACAUGCAAGACAUCAGCUUAUGGGAUCCUAAGAAUAAAAAAGGUGCUCCAAGUCUUUGUGAUGAGUCCCCAAACCGAUUUUUCACAGCUGACGAAAAUGUGAACGAUAACGAAAACCCUGAGCAAAAGGGCAAAAGAAGCCCGAGCUCUUCUGAGCAAUCAUUUGUCUCCAUCGUAGACCAACCGUCUCACGAGGAGUCUUUUUCUCUGAUGCAGCUGUUUCAGAAAGCGUGUCUUCAAGAAAGCCAGAGAAAUAAGGACAAGGAGUGGGAAGGGGAGAAGCCCGGGGACAAAGAAGAAGAGCGGUCAGGCAGGCUGCAGGAGAAGUCACAGACCCGUGGCCUCAGCCACUACGACCCAAAUACAGAUGGAAAGGGUAACGGGAAAGUGGAGCAGAGCGAAGAGGAAGAUGCAGUGCAAGAACGACUACAGGGAGAGAGGAGAGAAGGAACAGGGAGGAGCCCGGAUUCCCCCUCGGAAGGGAAGCCAGAUGAGCCACUGGCACCCACUUUCUCCAGUUCAUUCAAGCCCAAUCUGUUCAAGAUUAAGGACAACACAUUCAAGUCACCCCCUGUGAUAAAAACAGUCAAGCUGCCUUUGUUCAGGUCUUUGUCCUGCGAAGGUGCAAUUGCUGGCGGUGACACGGAGAGUGAAAAGCAGAGACACGGGACAUUUCGAACCACACCGAUGGUUCAAGAGACGGAUUGGCCUUUGUCAAGGAACCGAAGGCAACAGAGGAUAUGGAGGGUGGCAGCUGCAACAGGCAGGGAAGCAGAUGAGUCAGGAUUUCGCCCGUCGCUAGCAGGUGGCCAAAGGGCAGAAAAAAGCAACCCGGGAGCAGAAUCCACCUUUCAAGUAGAGCUCGGGAGCUUUUCUAAACAGCAGCCAGGGGAAGACAAUGAAGGAACAGCUGUUAUGCCAUGGCUAGUACAAAAGGAGGAUAAGGACCACGAGAAACGAGUGAACAGAGACAAAGAAAGGGCCAGAGGCAAGAAGCUGAGGCCAAGUUCUGCAAGUCAGCUGAAUCUAGAAGGUGAUCUAGCACAAAACCAGGCUGGGUCCCCUACAAGAGAAAAAGCAAAUUAUUAUAAGAAUAAUCCCUUGUCUAAACGCAGCAGUGGCUCGUGUGUUAAAAAAGUGAUCACUCGAGAGGCAAGAUCUCCCACAAUAUCGGAGACUCAGGUGUAUUCUCCUACUUCCAGCGAUGCUUUCGGAGACACUCUGUGCACAGCUAGCCUGGCAAGCUCCACUGUCCCUAGUCCGAGGUCAGACAGCACAAUGCAAUCGACCUUCCCAAGUCCGUUGUCAGACACAAUUGCAGCCUGCAGCACGGUGAAGCCUGAAAGAGCAGUAGCUUCCUCUUCACUGCACAGGGGGACAGACGGCCACGAGAACCCUUCCGCAGCAGAAACAUCCGAGCUGCUGCAAGCGAGUCAGCUCUCUGGCCACACGGAUGGCUGCCCCAUGGCAAACGAAAGACCUCAGCUGAUGAGACAAAUGGCCAAGACGGCAGCCAAACCCCCUGCUGUGCCACCCAAAACAGAAAAGACAUUACGGCGGGCAAAGAAACUGGCAAGUAGAAGGAAAAAGGUCGAAGCAGAGCAGAAAUGGCCCCCAGCUGAAACUAUAUCGCCCUGUGAAGACAGCACGUCCUUGCCGUCGGCCCAAUCUCCUCUCCUGACAACACGGCUUAACUCACCUGUGACACCUUCCAAAUCUAACCAGGUGGCAUUGCCAGCCGUCCCCUCAAGUCCCACACCCUCUUCUCUUGCAACUCAACGUAAACUCCUCCAGGAUCCGGACUCCGGAGAGUAUUUCUUUGUAGAUCUGCCCAUUCAAUUCAAGACUUUGUACGAUCCAGAAAGCGGCAGAUACAUCCAAGUCUCACUUCCUUCUUCGAAAAGGAACUUGCAACAAACGCCCUCCUCGGAGGUCCUUGCUCCUCCUUAUGUCCUGUACCCCAGCAGUCUUCCCCUCAGGGUUUUGUCCGUUCCAGCGAGGGCAUCUCCUUCUCAAUUUUCUGAACCGGCUUCGCUGGCGCAAGGCGCCCUUUCAGAAUCAGCUCCCGAUUGGCAGCAAGAUGCCCGAUACCCAGACCCUCCGAAUAGUCAGCCCUACCUUGAGUCUGCAGUGUCUCAGGAUCGCACCCAAGAAGCUGAGAAGCCGCUGAUUAACUUUGAAAGGGACGUGAGCCUCUCCGACAAGGGUGACAUCAUUUCAAUUGGUGCGAUUGAAGAUUUGGCUGUGGAAGGGAUAGCGUGAGAUUAUUUUAGAAAGACAGACCCCUCACAGCCACAACACUCCCUCGUUAAUAUCAGUACAUACUUAAAAAGCUGGAUCUGAGAGCCAGGCUACAAGUGAGGAAUGACACUUGAACGGCAAGUGAACAGACUCACGUGUAUUCCUCCCUGUUACGUGAUCAAGUGGAGCACAAGCGGAGGGCAAGUGAACAGGAAGGAAUACACGUGACUCUGUUCACUUGCCGUUCAAGUGUCGUUCCUCACUUGUAGCUUGGCCCUGAGAGUCUCUCUACACAAGACAUCUUACAUGAUGCAUCUUACAUGUACUUGUUCUCCCAUUGUGGAUACACAUGCACUGGUAGGGAGACAGAGUACACUUGAAUGUAAAACCACACAAAGUAAGUCACUUGAGUGUCCCCAUGUAAGACGUCUUGUGUAGAGAGGCUCAGUGUGUGAUUUACGUUAGAAGGAAAACUGAGCUGCUGUUUUUAAUGACCUUAGCUGAUGGGACGAAUGUGAAAUCGAGGGGAAAUAGGGACGAUAUGAAGAUCCCCUUACUGUGUGACACAUGAUUGAGAGGAGCCGAUUGCCCUUCGGGGGGGAAACUGGCAGGUAGAGACUUUUGCUUGGCAUGGCAUUUACGGCUGGACAGUGAGUGGUGACAAGACUCAAGAAUAUGAAUCUCAAAAACCAAAUUUGUUAGUAAAUGUGGGUGGUGCAAUAGAUCAGGGGUCCCCAGCCUUUUUGAGCCUAAGGGUACCUUUGGAAUUCUGACCUAGGGCAGUGAGUAUAGCCAUAAAACAGUUGCCACACAGUGGCUGCCAUGGGAGGUGCAGCCAGCCACAGAAUGGUUUCACUGUGCUAUUUUCCCACUGCUUUUAGUGUGGCAGCACGCCAGGGAGGCAGAAAACUAGCUUUCUUUUGAUAAGGUGCCCUUCUGUGGCUAUAAAGCAAAAGCGACAGACUGAUAUUCAAAAAGCGCAACAGGAAAGAAGGUGUCUGGGAAGCGAGAGAUUCUGGACUUUAUUCGACAGUAUUCAAGAACAAACGUUGUCUGUCUGAACAGUCACCAAGCCGUGUGGCAAAGUGGACAAGCAGAUUCCAGGAACUGGAUCCAAGCCUUUUGGAGCCGAUGGGCACUCCAGCAGAUAAGAUAGAAGGUGGGGUUUCCAAAGAGUUGCAAGUUGUUUGGAAAUACUCUUUUUCCGAGCUGCUGUCCCAAAUCUACCAGUCCGCCCCAUCUCUAUCCCACCUUACCUCCAAGGCACUCAGGGGCAUACAUGGUAGUUCCCACCUCCAUUUUAGCUUCACAACCCUUUGAGAGACUGACUGAUCCAACAUCACCCUGCGAAAUGUAUUGCAGAGAGGGGGAAUUGGGUAUUUCUUGUCAUAGAGCACUUCACCAUGCUGGAGUUCUGAAGGGCAGAGCACAUAUCAUUAAAUCUCUCCGGGGAAUACAACUUUGAAAAGAGUUACGGAAGUAUUCUUGCAGUGGCCUGUUUGCUGUCCGCAGACCCAUCUGCCAAGAAUUUCAUACAGAAUGUAGUAUUGGCAACAGAUUGAUUACAAGAGGUCUUUUUCUUCCGUCAAGCCUGUCCUGCUCUUCUGAACUGUAUGUUUUAUUCUUAAUCGCACCUCUGCAGAAACAAUAACUGCAAUAUCUUUGUGAUAGCCAGCACCAGUUUUCAUUUUUAAAUAAAGCAAAUUUCUAUCCCUCGAGGUCACAGUGAUAAGUUUGAGAACCGGAAGAAGCACCUGUACAAAGGUCACUACGUUUUUGAGCUCACCUGCUCCAAGCUACCUGACUCUUUGGCAAGGACACCUCUCCCGUUCCUCUGUCCACAUUAAUCCUAGUGCCCACUCAUGGUUUGUAGCUUCCCCCUACCAACUCUGUAGUCGCUGUCAAAAAUGAUUAAGCAUGACC